UGUCAUUCUCAUUAUCAUUCGAUAAACAACUUCCGAAGUUUCAAGCGAUAUUUCGUAAAGUUAAAUAAUAUCUACAAUACAUUGGGGAAAACCAAGUGCUAAACAACAAUUUUAUCUUAGGCAUAGUGAAUAAUAAGUAUAAUUAAUAAGAAUAAUCAUGGUGAACUCAUCCAAAAUGCAACGACAUAUAGAAUUGCGUAAAUUACCUGCAGCCUCCUUGUACAACUUAGCUACUAUUUUGGAAAUUAAUAAAGACUGGCAAAAAGUUGUGCCCCUCAUACCGAAAGACUUAACGGCUGAUAAUUUUGAGCGUAAAUAUAACUAUGAACAUAUGAGAUUGAUGGAAAAACAUGCCGAAGAGACAAACAGGAAGUUUGCUGAGGUAUUAUUUGAUGAAUGGGGCACCUCUGGUAGGGUUAGACCUACUUUAGAAACUCUCAUGAUGAUAUUAUACAAGGCAGAAAUAUUUAGAGCUGUUGAUGAGAUAUCGCUCAUGCUAGGCGAGCCACCUCUGCCCAGGCCUAGUGAUGGCCCAGCAGCGCCCAUUACUACAAAUAUAUCAGCACUUCUAAAUGAUCAAAGUGGUGAACAAACAGCAAAUACAACAGCUUCUGUAGACAGUGGAAAUCCACACAACUCUGACCAUGACCAAGCAAUUUGUAAUCACACAACAAGACAGCUGAAAGAACCAAGUGAUCUGAUUAAGUUCUCUGAAACCAUACUAAGUAAAGAUAUACCCAACCUUAGUGUACUACAAACAUUUGGUGACAGAAGUACAGCAUUAGUAGAACAGUCAGAUCUUAUUAAGUUCUCAAGCUCUAAAGUAAUGUCUUCAGCAGAACUUCCAGACUUCAGUGCAUUGAUACCCAAAACUGAAAGUGACUCCAAAACAAUAGCUUCAGUGACUGCCACAACAGUCUCUACUGAACCUGACUCAUCUCGAGUUAACUCUACCCAACAAAGUAGUUACUCCCAAUAUAGUGCUGGUGGCAACAUGUCCUCUGUGCCCAACAUAUACAGUGUUAUAGAUAAUGCUAUAUUGACAGACAAAAAUCUAGUUCAGUUUGAUUACAGCGAAUUAGAAGCUAUAACUAACAACUUUUCUGAUAAUUUUGCUGAGACACCUGUUGGACCUGUUGGGAAAAUAGGUAGCGGUGGUUUUGGAGAGGUGUAUGUUGGUAGACACAGAAAACAUGGUCUUCUAGCUAUAAAGAGAGUGAGAAUGCAUUUCCAGAUAAGCUGUGAAGUUGCCAUGAAGGUUUUUAACACUGAGGUAAAGGCUCUGUCUCUUCUAAGACAUGAAAAUAUUGUUCCUAUCUUUGGAUACUCUAUAGAUGGUAUUACACCAUGCAUUGUGUGUGAAUACAUUGAUGGUGGCUCACUCUCAUACAACAUUCAAGAAAGAGUACUGCAAGUGAAUGAAAGAAUGAAUAUAAUAAAAGGCACAGCAGAAGGCCUGAAGUACAUACAUCACAGUGAGAGACCUCCACAAUUUGAUGACAGUGUAACUCAAUCAGGGUCUGUAUCCACUAGGAAGAGUUAUUUUCUUCAUGGAGAUGUCAAAAGUGCUAAUAUAUUGCUGACUAAGGACUGUGUGCCUAAGCUUUGUGACUUUGGGUUGGCAAAACAAUUGGAAACAACCUUCAUCACUACCAAGUCUAUGAUGGGGACCUCAGCUUACAUGGCACCUGAAGGCUUCUCUGGUACAGUUACACAGAAAAAUGACAUCUUUAGUUUUGGCAUAGUCCUACUAGAACUGCUAACUGGUUUGAAACCAAUAGUGGUAGAGAAUGGUGAAAGCAAUAACAUCAAAUCCUAUGUUGAAGAAAACUGUGAAGAUAAUGAUAUUACUAGACUUGUAGACAAGAGAAUUUCUAAUUGGACAAAAGCUCAAGACAUCUUCAUAGUAGCUCAACGGUGCUUGCAACAUUACAAGAACCAAAGGCCAACUAUUGAUGAAGUCUGCAAUAUGCUUGAUCAAAUCUGUGCAAAUUAAAUUGAUUAUUCAAAUCAUCAAUUUCAUAGUUCUAGUAUAAAUAGUGCAAUCAAAAUGUGAUAAAUAUUUUAAAGAAUGUGGUGCAUCACUAGUAAUUAAUUAUAAGGAUAAGAUUUGUAAAUCUUUUAUUAUGAUACUUUUUUAUGUGAAGUGAGAAUAAAAAACCUUAGAAAGUA
This is a messenger RNA of Spodoptera frugiperda (fall armyworm), 2172 nucleotides long. Its product is annotated as interleukin-1 receptor-associated kinase 4-like. The record is from RefSeq and is a predicted model, not a curated record. Gene Ontology annotation, molecular function: ATP binding; protein kinase activity. Bases 158 to 1996 code for a protein of 612 amino acids. The transcript is spliced from 4 exons. Gene Ontology annotation, biological process: protein phosphorylation. Gene Ontology annotation, cellular component: plasma membrane. NCBI's taxonomy places the organism in Eukaryota, Metazoa, Arthropoda, Insecta, Lepidoptera, Noctuidae.